Molecule: messenger RNA, 975 nt
Organism: Fusarium sp. VM40
Lineage: Eukaryota; Fungi; Ascomycota; Sordariomycetes; Hypocreales; Nectriaceae
Source: the annotation of a GenBank genome assembly
AUGUUGAACAGGGGCCCCGCACAAGCGCUAUCAAAGCUACUGCAUGCACGCAAAUGCCUGAUAGCAAACAUAUCACUUUCCGGAAUGAGGAUGAACUCGACAUCUGCUGCAGCUGCAGCUAAGCCUGCGUUUUCAGCGGUGCAGCCAGUCGACGGCUUCGAAGAGACCAUAGCCAAUAGGCCUGAUUUUGAUCACUCUGGUAAACCCAUUGAGAUAACGAAAUCGCCUAACCCUUCGUGGUCCUAUGGAGAUGGUGUCCACGCUAGUUCUCCCGUUGCUAGCCACCACGAGAUCGACCCUUAUUCAUCAGAUAGAUCUAUCAGCCAAAACUACCGCCUCUUAAUAUCUGGAAUUGCACCUCGUCCCAUUGGAUUCAUCAGCACUAUUUCUGCCGACGGAAAAACAAAGAAUCUUUCGCCAUUCAGUUAUUUCCAAGUCGUCGACCAUGACCCGCCCAUGUUCAUCGUCAGCUUCUCCUCACGACACGGGCCGGUAAAAGAUACAUACCAGAAUCUAAAAGAUACAGGCGAAUGCGUAAUCAAUACCGUAUCCGAGAACAUGAUCGAGGCAGUCAGCGCUUCCUCAAUUGACGCCCCUUUCGGAAUAUCAGAAUGGGAUAUCACUGGUCUAACCGAAGCGCCGACAACAACAGUAAAGCCAUCGCGCGUCAAAGAGUCCGUGUUCUCUAUAGAGGGUAAAGUUGUCGAUAUCAAAGAAUUUGAAGGCCACAAGCCGGGUAUGAGCAGUGCGGCAAUUUGCUUGAUAAAGGCAACUCGUUUUUGGGUGCAGGAGGACGCAGCGAAUGAGGACUUUAGCCAUAUUGAGCUUGAUAAGUUACGGCCUAUUGCUCAGCUGGGUGGUAUGUCGUAUGGGCGGAUAACAUCCACGUUUGAGCUUCCUCGGACGCGAUGGGCGGAUGAGAAGCCCAAAAGUGAAUUGCUGACGAAGUUGGAUCAUGAGAGAUCAAGCAAAUGA